GGUUUAAACCUACGUAGACCCACGUGUUUCAUACCUUAACCUAAAAGAAAUAUUGCGUAUGUUUUCUCUCACUCUUUAUUUAUUUAAAUCAAAAUGACGAAUAAUUAUGAUUUAAUAAAGACUAUCGAAGAUGAUCAAGAGGUAACGGAUUAUUCAGAAAAAUCGGACGAAGAAGACGAUUUUCAACCACGAAAGCAAAAGAAAAAAGAAAGUAAAGACUUUGACAGUGAUUUCCAAUUCAUAAAUAAUGUUACUGAAUAUAAUCACGAUACUUGGAAUGAUCUAAAAAAAUAUGUUAAACGGAAAGCAACAACGAAACUAGAUGAUAAAAUAAAGAAAAUCAGAAAACAAAACAGCAAUCAAGUUGAGACAGAAAAUAAUUUUAUUAAAGUUGAACUAGAUACAGAUCGAAAUGAUGAUUCUGUUUUGCUAUCUGAGGAGGAUCUUAAAAAAGGUAUUUUAUAUAUAUUUAUAUUUGAGACUUUGCUUAAAUAUAACAAAUUAGUUUAAAAAAUUUAUAGUUUUUAUAUGAGUGAUUCUUACUGGCAUGAGAGAGAUAAUAUAUNAUUAUGUAGUAUAAUAUAUACUGACUAUAUGAAUUUAAAUGUGCAGGCAAUAACAACAAUGAAAUUUUUGAAUCCAACUCCUAUACAAGCUGCUACCAUUCCAGUGGCUUUAAUGGGCCGCGAUAUAUGUGGUUGCGCAGCAACAGGAACUGGCAAGACUGCAGCUUAUAUGCUUCCAACUUUGGAGAGAUUAAUAUACAAGCCGCUGGAUGGGCCUGCCGUCACACGAGUUCUCGUACUCGUGCCUACCAGAGAGUUGGGAGUGCAAGUUUACCAAGUGACGAGACAGCUAUCUCAGUUUACCUCGGUAGAAGUUGGUUUAUCCGUCGGUGGGUUGGACGUGAAAGUACAAGAGAGCGUAUUAAGAAAAAAUCCAGAUAUUGUGAUAGCAACACCUGGAAGAUUGAUCGACCAUUUAAGAAAUACACCUACUUUCUCACUGGAUACUAUCGAAGUGCUAAUUUUGGAUGAAGCUGACAGGAUGUUAGAUGAGUACUUUGCUGAACAAAUGAAAUAUAUCGUGAACCAAUGCUCGAGAAGCAGGCAGACUAUGCUCUUCUCUGCUACUAUGACCGAGGAAGUCAAAGAUUUAGCCGCGGUGUCUCUCGACAAACCCAUUAAGAUAUUUGUAAACAGCAAUCAAGACGUAGCCUUCAACUUGCGUCAAGAAUUUAUUCGUGUACGCAAGGAGAGAGAAGGAGAUCGCGAGGCGAUAUUAGCAGCCUUGAUCUGCCGAACUUUCCACGAUCAUGUUAUGGUUUUUGUGCAAACGAAAAAACAAGCACACAGAUUGCACAUUUUGCUGGGAUUGCUAGGAAUAAAAAUCGGGGAACUGCAUGGAAAUCUCACGCAGCCACAACGAUUGGAGAAUCUGCAGAAGUUUAAGGACGAGCAGAUCGACAUUUUGAUAGCGACUGACGUUGCUGCGAGAGGGCUGGACAUAAGUGGCGUGAAAACUGUUAUUAACUUUGUGUUGCCCGCUACUCUUCAACAUUAUAUACACAGAGUUGGGAGAACUGCGAGAGCAGGACGCGUGGGUGUUUCUGUGUCGUUAGCCGGCGAGCAGGAACGUUCCUUGGUGAAGGAUAUUAUCAAACGAGCGAAAAAUCCGGUCAAGAACAGGAUAAUACCGUCGGAUAUAAUAGAAAAAUACAAUAAAAAGUUACAGUCCCUGGAACCGGACGUGGAGAAGAUUCUGCAGGAGGAGAAGAACGAGAGAGAACUGGCCAAAGUAGAGAACCAGGCGAAUCGCGCUGAGAAUCUGCUCAAAGACGCGGAGGACAAGAAUCAGCGGAGUUGGUUCCAAUCUAAAAAGGAAAGAAAGACGGAGAAAGAGAAUCUUCGGUUGACCGAGAGACAGACUAGCAAGAAUAAGAAACGCGAAAAGGAGCCUUCCAAUAUAGUGGAGGAUAAAAAGAAGAAGGUGCAAAACGAGCCCAAAAAAGACACCGCUGAAGAUAGAGCCAAAAAAGAGCUGGAGAAAAUCGCUGCUUAUCAAGCGCGAUUAGCAAAGAGGAAAAACAAGCUGAAGAAGAUUAAGGCAGUUACGGACGAGAGUAACCGUGACUUGUCUAGAAAAGGACCAUCGAAACGAUCGAAAUCAUCGUUCGCCGCUGAUUUAACAGACACGAGCAAGAAAGGUGUGAAAAGAAUGCGGUAUGAAGCAAACAUUAGGAAUAAGCCAAAUGCGCAGCGCAAAAACAAACCUACAAGAGGGAGGGUUCAGAAGAAAUCACUUAAGAGACGUUAAUUUUGUAAUACAACUCGGUUGUAUAUUAUUAUAAACAUAUGCCACACUUCACUUGAUUUUUUUUCCUUUUUAUUAUAGAACCAUUACAAUACGCGCCAUACGUCUCACAGAUUGACAGAUGAAUAGCACUGAUUAAUUGGUUUGUUUAAUCAGAUUAUGUAUACUUUUCGUAGUCUAUGACCUGUUUGAGAAAAUUGCAGUACCAUGCCGGGAGAUCGUAUACACUCGCAAAGAUAUCGUUUUGACAGUAUCAAUGCCGAUCGCAGAAAGGUACUUAAUAUUUGAUAAAUAGUAUGUAUAAGUUAAUUAACGAUAUGUUAAAUAAACCAUAUAUAUCUAUUUAGAGAAUUGAUGCUAUGUAUGAUAAAAAUAAUGAUAAUGGAGAUAAAGGGGGAAUCAUAUUAAAUACAUAUAUCUAUGUGUAAAUUUGGAAAAAAGAAAUUAUGCAAAGUUUCAACGUGCAUUGUACUGUAAUUUCUAUGAAGAGGUAACAGGUAUAUGUUAAUUCUAUUCAUAAUAUUUACGUGAUUUCACUCAUCCAUCGUCAUUCACGAAUUCAUUCUCAAUCUUCAUUCGCACUCUUCGAAUUUAAUAUAGUUGAAUGUGUAAGUAUAAUAAUCUUAAUGUUCAAGAAUUUAAAUCAACCUUUAGAACCUAGGCCCACAUUUAAAUUACUCGAAAUUCCGUUCAAAUUCGUACCCAAGCCUCUUCUACCUUUUUACUGGUUAUUAUUAUAUGUCAUGCUUACACAGUAUAUGCUUAUAUGCUUAAUAAAUAAAAUUGGAACGUGUCUUUUGUGUAAAAAGGUCGUAAGAAUCACACGUAUUUAUCCAAGGUGUUACGCAAUGAUCUCUUGCAGACGAUACACAAUUUUAAUUUUACAUUUAUUUAUAAAUACAAAAGUGUCGAUGGUUUUCGCAAAUCCUCGCAAAUUUUCGUUUCUAUCGUUACACAUAGAUCCUAUUCCGAUUUGCAAUAAGAAAUCAGUGAGAUGAAAUAGCGAUAUUAUAUAUAAAUAUUACUUAUUUGUUAAACGAAAAUUGCUUAUUACUGCCACAAUGUAACAUCAAUAUAUUCAUAUAUAAAUUACACGGGAACAGUUGGAACUGUUCUCAUGCGUGAUUCAUGACUGAUGUCGAAAGAUUCUCUUAUAUAUUUUAUAAAUUUAAACACACAACACACACUUAACUUCUGAUUAGGCGAGCGCAAUAAAAAAUACACCAAAGUACUUCAGCUGAGCGUAUCUUAUUAAGAUUCUAUGGGGACAAUGUUUCAUCAACUGAUUGCAGGUAUAGAAGAAUUUUGGAUACAAAUUCGAAUCAAACACAAUCGGACAAUCUUACAAUAAGCAGACAAUGAGUAAAUAAGACAGUCAUAUAAAUCGAGAUAGAAGAUAUUAACGGCGUGAAAAAAGAAAAGACUAUCUUAAACAUUAAGACUUCGAUUAACUCUUUAUAAGAACACCAGUUUGAUUUAAUAUCGAUGUUUCCAAUGUGCCAAUGUAUGUCGCUCAUAAGAGAGAGAGAGAGAGAAAGAGAGAGAGAGAGAGAGAGAGAGAGAGAAAAAACUGUCUAUAUAAAUAUUAAAAUAUUUUUGAACAAGAAAAAUCAUUCGUCGUACCAAUCAAACCGACACAAACAUUAAAUUCGCCGGUAAAUAAAACAAAAUAUAAUUUUGAGUAAACACAAAGUUGCAUCACAUUCGUGAAUACGUUUUCCUUGACAAAAUCAUUGUGUUCAUACAAAUCCUGACUGAAUAAUCAUCACCGCUAAAGACUAAAGACCGCUGUGGCGCGCGAUGGGAGUCAUAUUACUAAUAAUAAAAAAAAAAAAAAAAUCCACAUGAUCUCGGAUCACAAACGCGACAGUCAUACAAUUUUUAUAAUAAUAUGUAUUGUUUACGCAACAAAACUAUAGUAUUCUCCUUUGCGGUUCAUAAAGUGACAAUAUACUCGAUACAUCUGGAUAUACUUCUUUUGCAGAAAAAAAUGGAUUUGCUUUAUUCACUUGUCAAUAAAGUAUGUUGACAAUAUUGUUUAUGUAUAUAUAUAUAUAUAUAUUUAUAUAUAUAUUUAUAUGUAUAUGCUUGCUGUGUCUAAACUGAAUGCUAUAUUUUUCUUUCAUUAGCAAAACAACACGAUUCAUCGGAAGUAAUCGCGAAAUAAAGACAUAGAAAAAGACUUUUUUCCAUCCGUUUUGUAUGGUGUGCAAAAAGUGAACAAUACUAUGAUGAUCAAAUGCCACCCGAAUAAGAGCAUCAAUUCAAAGAAUCCGUUAUAUAUGCUUUGUAAAAAAUGACCAUUCCGACUAAACAGUCAUUCGGGAAAAUUAUUUGUUAGUGACGAUGCGUCGUAUAAUUCAUAGAAAUAACGGGAAAUAUACGCAUUCGUACAUUUCGGUUUUGUCAUAUGACGAAAAAAAAAAAAAAAAAAAA
Molecule: messenger RNA, 4749 nt
Organism: Dinoponera quadriceps
Lineage: Eukaryota; Metazoa; Arthropoda; Insecta; Hymenoptera; Formicidae
Gene: Rs1
Product: probable ATP-dependent RNA helicase DDX27
Molecular function (GO): nucleic acid binding; ATP binding
Source: RefSeq, a predicted model, not a curated record